Molecule: messenger RNA, 661 nt
Organism: Cyprinodon tularosa
Lineage: Eukaryota; Metazoa; Chordata; Actinopteri; Cyprinodontiformes; Cyprinodontidae
Product: double C2-like domain-containing protein alpha
Exons: 2
Coding region: 153-542 (129 amino acids)
Source: RefSeq, a predicted model, not a curated record
AUCACACCAGGCUGUUAUCUCAGCCAUGUUGCAUAAUCCUGGGAAAACAGCAGCCUGUGUUAUUGUGGGGGGGUGUGGCUCUGAGCUUUAAAUAUCUGCUGCUUAUGAAGACAUGAGAAAGAGGAUUUCCCACCUGAAGCCUCCUUUCAGUCAUGGCCUCCAGCCUCAGUGUCUCGUUCCUGGUCUUGUGUGCCCUCAACUUGGCUCAGGCCCAGCUCAGGGUCUUCGAUCUUCGGGCCAGCGACCUUCCUUACGACAUUUUUGGAAUCACAGACGCUUAUGUCAAGGUGUACGUUGGCACGGCCAGCCUGGGGAAGACCGCUACUCGUGCAAACACCAUCCACCCCUGGUGGGAUGAGGAGUUUACCUACUUCCAUGCUCAGGAGAACGACAUCCUGAGGCUUGACGUCCACGACGCCGACUUACUCUUUCAUGAUGUGGUGGGGAGCUGCGAGCGUCAGCUCAAACCUGGGACCUAUCAUUAUGACUGCUUUCUAGAAGAAGGAGGCACCCUUCACUACUCCUACACCCUCGACCAGUAGGCCGACAUCACGAUAUAACAUGGUCAACAUCCAUUACUCCCACUCUUUACAUUCAUCAAUGAUGUGGUUUUAGGUUCAUAGAUAUUAAAAAGAAAUAAACUCCCUAACAAGAAAAUCUA